Molecule: messenger RNA, 395 nt
Organism: Megalops cyprinoides (Indo-Pacific tarpon)
Lineage: Eukaryota; Metazoa; Chordata; Actinopteri; Elopiformes; Megalopidae
Product: cytochrome b-c1 complex subunit 10-like
Exons: 3
Coding region: 51-221 (56 amino acids)
Biological process (GO): mitochondrial electron transport, ubiquinol to cytochrome c
Cellular component (GO): mitochondrial inner membrane
Source: RefSeq, a predicted model, not a curated record
GUCCAUGUUGCGGAACUCCAGUUGCAGAGGGAAGGUCAGGGAAUUUUAAAAUGCUCCGAAAAUUAAUAGGUGAGAGAUAUAUCACGAUCGCCAAGACGUGGGUCCCCACGAUGGCGAUUUGGGGAACAGUCGGCGGCGUGGCACUCGUGCACUUCACCGACUGGAGGCUGAUUCUUGAUUACGUGCCGUACGUAAAGGGCAAGUUCAGCAAAGAUGAGUAGCUGCCGACGUGAAUCGGAUGGGGAUGUUAUAGGAGCGGAGGCUGGGAUGGCAAGGGAGGUCAGCAGCAAGAUGGACUCUGUGCGUCUUGGCACAACUCCACAUCACUUUGACUUGGAAAAGAGGAACAUAAUAGGAACAUAAUGCUGAACUCACUGUUGUGCUGUUGUCAUUGU